Molecule: messenger RNA, 894 nt
Organism: Schizophyllum commune H4-8
Lineage: Eukaryota; Fungi; Basidiomycota; Agaricomycetes; Agaricales; Schizophyllaceae
Exons: 4
Coding region: 50-811 (253 amino acids)
Biological process (GO): vacuolar acidification
Cellular component (GO): vacuolar proton-transporting V-type ATPase complex; fungal-type vacuole membrane
Molecular function (GO): proton-transporting ATPase activity, rotational mechanism
Source: RefSeq, a predicted model, not a curated record
UUGGUGUCACACGCGUCUACUGCCUGCGCCCAACCGCCAUCUAUUCAUCAUGUCCGGCCAAGGGCAACGCGAGAAUGUGUUCGCCACUCGCAUGGCCCUCUCGAACACCAAGCUUCGGCUCAAGGGUGCCCAGACGGGGCACUCAUUGCUCGCCAAGAAGCGAGAUGCACUGACGACGAGGUUCCGCUCAAUCUUGAAGAAAGUCGACGAGGCCAAGCGCAAGAUGGGGCGCGUUAUGCAGCUGGCGUCGUUCUCGAUGGCAGAGGUGACGUACGCGACGGGGGACAUCUCCUAUCUAGUGCAAGAGCAGGCCAAGUCAGCCAGCUUCCGCGUCAAGGCGAAGCAGGAGAACGUUUCUGGUGUCGUCCUUCCCGCCUUCGAAGUUGAUCGUGUCGCUGGCUCUGAUUUCAAUCUCACGGGCCUUGGGCGUGGAGGGCAGCAAGUGCUCCGGGCGAAAGAAGUCUACGCGAAAGCGAUUGAGACGCUCGUCGAGCUUGCAUCCUUGCAGACCGCAUUCACGAUCCUUGACGAAGUCAUCCGGGCGACCAACCGUCGUGUCAAUGCCAUCGAGCACGUCGUCAUCCCUCGAUUGGAGAACACGAACAAAUACAUCAUGAGCGAAUUGGAUGAAAUGGACCGUGAGGAGUUCUUCAGGUUGAAGAAGGUGCAGGGAAAGAAGAAGCGCGUCAAGGCUGACGACGCCGCAACAUAUCAGGAGUCAUUUGAGGAGGAGACGAAAGCACCGACUAUCGCAGAGGGGACUGGAACCACGGACUUGCUUAGCCAGAAAGACGAAGACGUUAUUUUCUGAUUUCGAGCUCGACAUUCACUGUAAAAAUACCCCCUUGUCUUUCUGAACACGCUGCCACCAAAUGAUGCAUAUCGUAACUCAGA